Messenger RNA from Osmerus eperlanus (European smelt), 2175 nucleotides. RefSeq names its product carbohydrate sulfotransferase 15-like. NCBI's taxonomy places the organism in Eukaryota, Metazoa, Chordata, Actinopteri, Osmeriformes, Osmeridae. Gene Ontology annotation, molecular function: N-acetylgalactosamine 4-sulfate 6-O-sulfotransferase activity. The coding region runs from base 450 to 2033 and encodes 527 amino acids. The record is from RefSeq and is a predicted model, not a curated record. Gene Ontology annotation, biological process: hexose biosynthetic process. The transcript is spliced from 8 exons.
CAGAAUUUCACACACAGAGCGUGAGAUAGAGGACAGUGCACGAGCUGUCACUGAAGAAAGACGCACAUGUAUCAGGAAUCUGUUCUUCUGCUCGUGGACCGUUAACAGGAAAAUUAACCAUAUUACUCGUACAUGCCAGAUCUUUAUUUUAUAGUGACUGUAAACCGACUGGUAUGGAAGUAUUUGUGCCGAACAUUUUAAAACUUGACUAAGGUCGAUUUGAGAGGGGUCGACUACAGGAGAAAACUCAUGGGCUACAACAGUGGUUGAGGUGGGCUGUCCAUAAGAGCGUCCUACCUCCCAGGAUGGAUGACAGUCCUGGGCCUGUCCUCCUACCACUACACUCCUCCUACUGGGUGUCUGGCUUCAGCUGCCCUCCUUCCAGCGUCUGAGAGCCUGGCAUUCCUUACCUCCUGGGCCCCAGCCACUCCAGCACCUCCACCUCCACAAUGACACAGAUGGACUACAAAUACAGCCUGCUGGGCCCCCCGGAUGACGACUACAGGAAGAGGCCCCUGCUCCUUCAAGUGGACAACCCCGUCAGCCUGUUUGCUGUGCUGCAGGUAAAGAGGGAACCACGGCACCACUGGAGCACUCUAGGAUGCUUCCGGAGAGCAAAACUGUACAGUUUCCUGUUCGGCCUGGCAGUAAUGUUCCUCAUCAUGGCCUCCUAUGUCCUGACUGGGGAUAAGAAGAACCUGCUCCUCACCCCCUCCCCCUACAACUUCCCCAGCCUCGUCAACCCAGGACCAUUCCCCUUCAACCUGUCCUCAGCCAAGGACUACGCCAACAUCAAGCUGUUGGUGAAGACCAUCACCUCCAAAGUGGAGUUCAUCAGUCGCCAGCCGCCAGAUAUGAAAGCACUGGUACACAGUGAACCCCAUAUGUUUUCUGUUAUCCCCCGCAAGUUCCUGCCUGACGUCAAGAACCCCUGCUGGUAUGAGGUGCACACUGGGAACAUCACUGCGGACCCCUACAGGGCCAACCUGUACGCCCGGUACUCACGGCGCUUCCGAAUUGUGUUUGAGAACCUGAGGAACGCAUUCAGGGAACACUUGUACCGCCGGGCGGGGAAGUACUACCGAAUACGGUGUCUGCCUUACUUCUACAUCAUUGGCCAGCCCAAGUGCGGCACAACGGACCUGUAUGACAGGCUAAGGCUUCACCCGGAUGUCAGGUUCACCACUUUUAAAGAGCCGCACUGGUGGACAAGGAAGAGGUUUGGUAUUAUUCGUCUGAGUGAUGGAUUCCAUGACCGCUACCCAGUGGAGGACUACUUGGACCUCUUUGACCUGGCUGCCUACCAGAUCCAAGACCACCUACUGGUCAACUCCUCUGGAGCGCCUAAGCAACACAACAUUAUCAUAGGAGAAGCCAGCGCAUCCACCAUGUGGGACAACAAUGCCUGGGUCUAUUUCUAUGACAACACCACUGAGGGGGAGCCCCCCUUCCUCAUCCAGGAUUUUGUCCACGCCCUGCAGCCCGAUGCCCGCUUCAUUGUCAUGCUCAGGGACCCUGUAGAGAGGCUUUACUCAGACUAUCUCUACUUCGGGAUUGCCAAUAAGUCUGCAGAGGACUUCCACGAGAAGGUGUCAGAGUCUCUGCAGCUUUUUGAGGGGUGCCUUACAGAGUACAGGAUGCGUGCCUGUGUGUACAACACAACACUCAACAAUGCAAUGCCAGUCAGGUUGCAGGUUGGUCUGUACAUUGUGUACAUAUUAGACUGGCUGACGGUCUUCAGCAAAAAUCAGAUUUUGGUCCUGCGCCUGGAAGACCAUGCCUCCAAUCGGAAAUACACAAUGCACAAAGUCUUUAAUUUUCUCAACUUGGGACCAUUGACGGAGCAGAAGGAGGCAGAGAUCACCAGAAGCCCAGCGUCAAACACCAGGAGACCAGCCGACAAGAACCUGGGACCCAUGCUGCCCAUCACCAAGGAGAUCCUGAGGGACUUCUACACGCCAUUCAAUGAGAAAUUGGCCAAAGUGCUCCGGAAUGACUCGUUCCGCUGGGAGAGCUAUUCAAAGCUUGUGUAAAGAAUGACCACCUCAAAAACCACUGACACAUUUAGUAGUCCCAAAUAGUUUUUGUUUGUUUCAUAUCUCCUAAAGUGCCCAUGAGAAUUAAAAUCCUUCUAUUUAAAUGAAUACUUAAGUUAUGAUGUGGAGAUGAAACAAA